GUGUUUCUCCAGCACUCUGUGCGUGUGUUUCAGAUUCUCAGCAAUGCUGGGAUAUUGAGUAGUCUGCUGCCUGGCGGGCGCUCAGAGGCCGGGAACAGCGAUGUAAGGUUCAAUGUUCGAGGCUCGAGUGUGGAAAACGCCUCUGUCCCCACCCCCUGAGAGAACUCCUCUAUAAAAAUACCUCGCCUGCUGCAGUUCCCACUAACUUUGCUUACCAUCUGCUCCCCCAGGCACCCAGAGGGAAUAAAAGACAGUGUGGAUUUUAAAAAGAGGGGGCUUUGGUGCUGGGGGAGAACAGAGGAAGUCUGAGCCCCUGACUGAGUGAAUUUGGAGGGGAUUGAGGAUGGUCCGGGAGCUGCAGCGCCCCUCUUUCUGGAAAGCGGUCCUGGCUGAAUUCCUGGGGAUGACCAUCUUCGUCUUCCUGAGCACCGGCUCGGCCACCAAGUGGACCCCCAGCGGAUACCCCGCGGACAUCGUCCAGAUCUCCCUGACCUUCGGCUUGGCCAUUGCCACCAUGGCACAGAGCCUGGGGCACCUGAGCGGGGGGCACCUGAACCCAGCGGUGACCCUGGGGCUGUUGGCCGGCUGUCAGGUCAGUCUGCUGCGGGCUCUCCUCUACAUCGCCUCGCAGCUCCUGGGCGCGGUAGCUGCCAGCGCUCUACUCCUGGGGGUCACUCCCGCAUCCAGGAACAGCACCCUCGGACUCAACGCUGUGAGUACCUUCACCCUUCUUAAAGCGGUAAACACCACCGGGAGCUGGUGGGGACCACAGAGAGCGCGGGGGGCUGGGCUGGAGAAUGUCUCCCUUGAGCGGGGAUGUCAUUGCGCUAGGGUGGAAAUGUCAGUUUAG
Molecule: messenger RNA, 850 nt
Organism: Chiloscyllium plagiosum (whitespotted bambooshark)
Lineage: Eukaryota; Metazoa; Chordata; Chondrichthyes; Orectolobiformes; Hemiscylliidae
Source: RefSeq, a predicted model, not a curated record